Molecule: messenger RNA, 3659 nt
Organism: Daktulosphaira vitifoliae (grape phylloxera)
Lineage: Eukaryota; Metazoa; Arthropoda; Insecta; Hemiptera; Phylloxeridae
Product: eyes absent homolog 1-like
Exons: 12
Coding region: 997-3267 (756 amino acids)
Biological process (GO): positive regulation of DNA repair; multicellular organism development; negative regulation of extrinsic apoptotic signaling pathway in absence of ligand
Cellular component (GO): nucleus
Molecular function (GO): protein tyrosine phosphatase activity
Source: RefSeq, a predicted model, not a curated record
GAGUUAUUAAUCUCGACGGUCGCGCAGAAACAACAACAAAAAAAAAAGGCCGAUACGAUUAUACCAAGACGGCACAUUUGUCGGUUGCUCGGACAACGGCAAAAAAAUCCAUACUGCGUGUGUGACAACGGUAGCGCAGGCACCACAAUAGUUCUUCGGCAGACUCUCCGCCACCGCAUUCACCUGCGUCAAACACGCCCAUUAGCGUCAUCUGCCCUACCGGGCAAACGCAUGGAACCCAACGAAUGAUUUCCGUGCUCGGUACCAUAGCAAGGACGGAUACCCACAGCGCGAGUAUCGUGCCCACACUGCUUGUGCGUUCCUACUCUAUGUCAUAUGUGUACACUGUUUGGCGAAAGAGGUUUCGCUCAUCUGCUGGUCCGACGCACUGUCAAAUGGUGAUGGUGGGGAGGAAGGUGGAAGUCGCUUAAACCCGACACCGUCGUCGACGCGUUCCCCGUCGACCCUCACCGCCGCCAACGCGACCGGUAUCGUGUUUCGCGCGCUCCGUGGACGCCGCCGGUCGUCCUGCGCCGCUGCUCUUCGGUAGUAACGUUCAGUCGGCCGUCGUCCCGUAAUCGCGUCCGUGUCUCGUAUUCAACCGGUCGAUACCAUAAAUUCUAUGACAGUAGUUGGGUUGUUUGCUUUUUUCACCGUCUUCACGUUGGUCGGUAGAAGAUAACGCCAAGCUGAUUUCAAAGUUUUCCAAAAGGCAUAAUAUCGUUCACGAUGCCAAUAGAAACCAAACGAUGAUUUCAGUAGUAACAAAAUUUGAAUGACAAAUGGAGUUAAAAAUUGCUGAAAACUUAUCCGAGAAUUGAAUUAUUUAUCCAAGUUCGACCGAUCACGUUAUUCUAACUGUAUUGGUGGCUUUUGAGCCAGCCGAUUGGCAGUUUGAUCGCAGCCGUAGCAGUGGCGGCAACUACAGCAAAGGCUGCAGAGUUCAACGCUGCAGAAAAAUACACCACGACGGCGGAUUACCAUCAACACCAUUAUAUGAGUACUAUGCAGCAGACGGCUUCGUCCUAUCGAGGUGUGGUAGAGCCCGGUAACGUUGUCGGCGGUUGUGGAAUUUCUUCCGGGACGACAGCAGUGACGGCGUCUUCGUCAUCUCCUUCGCCUCAAUCUCCUCCACCUCCUUCAUCACCUCAACCUCGGAUCUCGUCGUCACCUACUGACACGUCUACGCCUUCGUUGCCGCCACCGCCCACAGCAACUGCGCUAAUAUCACCGCCGCCACUUUCUCCAUGCGGCGGUUAUAGUUUAUUGAACAGUGGUGCGGGAGGCGGUAGUGGAUUUUACGGGAAUAGUAGCGCCGGUGUGCAUCUUCAAAAUCAACAACAAUUCACGGGUCCAUCGUCGUGUAAUUACCCGGCUAGUGGUGGCAUAACCAGAAAACCACCUUGUUCCGGAAGCGAUUCUCUUUUGCUCUUGCAUCAACAGCAACAAGGACUUCAAAACGGUUCCGACCAUCAUUUACAACAUUUGGACGUGCACCCUCACCAAUUGCACCAUCACCAACAACAGCAACAUCAUCAUCAUCAAAUGCAACAAAAUGGAGGAGGUGGUAGUGACUACCACAGUAAUCACCACCACCAUCAUCAUCAUCACGACUUACAUCAUAUGCACCAAGACGACGGCGGGAUUAGUUCGGCGUAUUCGGGUCUAUACGGACCUCCGUCGUCACCUCCGUUACAGCAGCAGUUGGCCGGUGGAAGCAAUAUGAUAAUCAACAACUCCAUGUCAUAUUCGAGUGGUUAUAAUGGAGUUUACAACGGAGGCACUGCCGGAGGCCAAAGCUGUUAUUCCGCCGCGGCCGUUGCUGCGGCCGCAGCUGCUGCAGCUGCAGCACAGCAAGACUAUUCUGGAGGAUAUGUCGGAGGAGGUGCUUCGACGGGCGCCUAUUCAUCUGCCACUAGCCAUCACGGUACUAGUCACCAAGUCAGUGCUCAUCAUAGUGGUGUCAGUAUAGGUCAUCAUCACCAGUCAUCUGCUAGUACGGCGGCGGCGGCUGUAGCCAGUUAUUAUGCGGCUGCUGCAGCAGCUGCUGCCGCUGCAGCUUCAGCUGCAUCUCAAGGUCCGGGCGGCUAUUCUUCUCCGUCUUCACAUUACGGUAGUAACGCACCCACUUAUGGUCAAUUACAACCAGUGGUUGGAGGUAUUCAGCCAGACAGUCCACCUGGCGGUGGUCCUUCAUCACCUUCUUCUCCUGUUAAGUCAAUAACUUCGAAUAGUCGACGGUUAGUUGAUAGUAGUGGUCGUUGUAGUGGAAAUGGCAACAAUCGCAGUGGCCGUGGAAGAAGAUCGGUUGCGGCAAAUGCUAGCGGUGGAGGUAGUGGACAAUUAGCUUCCUUAGUCAACAACCCUUCGCCCGUACAAUCGACUGGUAACGUAGCUUUAACCGGAGAUUGUCAACAGCAGCUCGAGAGAGUAUUCAUAUGGGAUUUAGACGAGACCAUAAUCAUAUUCAACUCUCUCUUGACCGGUGGAUUUGCCACUAACCAUUCCAAAGAUCAACAAAUCAUGCAGCCACUGGGAUACCGAAUGGAAGAAAUGAUUUUCAAUUUAGCUGACAACAGUUUUUUUUUCAAUGAAAUUGAGGAAUGUGAUCAAGUGCACAUAGACGACGUUGCUUCCGACGACAACGGUCAAGAUUUGAACGGUUAUAACUUCAGUACUGAUGGAUUUCACGGACAACAUCACAGUCAACAUCAUCACAUGAUGUCCGGCGGACCAGGAACCGGUUCUUCUUCACAAGUACGCGGUGGUGUUGAUUGGAUGCGCAAAUUGGCAUUUCGAUAUCGAAAGAUCAAAGAACUUUAUAACAAUUAUCGUAAUUCUGUUGGUGGUCUUUUGGGACCUGGAAAAAGGGAUGCUUGGUUACAGCUUAGAGCUGAUAUUGAGCUACACACCGACGAUUGGUUGACGAUGGCUAUAAAAUGUCUUGGAUUAAUAAAUUCACGGCCAAGUUGUGUAAACGUAUUGGUAACCACAACUCAUUUGAUACCGGCUCUAUCGAAAGUUCUUUUGUAUGGUCUUGGUGGAUUGUUCCAAGUCGAUAAUAUAUACUCGGCUACAAAAAUUGGCAAAGAUUCUUGUUUCGAACGAGUGGUGGCUCGUUUUGGUCGAAAAUGCACAUACGUGGUUAUCGGCGACGGACAUGAAGAAGAAAAUGCAGCUAGACAAUUGAAUUUUCCUUUUUGGAGAAUAUCAUCGCGUAAUGACCUGGCUGCACUUUAUAAUGCUUUGGAUAUGGGGUUCCUUUAAGUAAAAAUAUAUAAUUUUAUACAUAAAUAUAAAUAAAUAUAAGUGUCAAAUCUACAUAACGCUUUCUAGAUAAUACCAUGUUAAUACUUUAUAGAUAUAUAGCGAUUUUUCGUCUUAACGGAUAUUUGUAUAUUAUGUAUAUUUUAAUUUUAUAGUAUAAAUAAUUAUAACUGGUGUAUAAAAUUAUAUAUUAUAAUUAUUAUCUGAUGUAAAUAGUUUUGUUUGGGAAUUUUUUUAUAGUGACCAGAAUACGCACCUCGCCUUGAAUUUUUGUAUUUAUUUAAUUAUGUACACAUGUACAUAAUAUAUAUUUUCAUUGUGUUAUUAUUACCAUAUAAGAAAUACCAUAUAAUCAAGAUUAAAUAUUUAGCUCGAUGAUUAAUUGUUUUUUU